AGGAGCGCGGGGUCCGGAGAGCCGCGCGCGACGGAGAGGGUCCCGGGCGGGUGCCUGGGGAACUCGCCCUGCCAUGGCACCACCUGUGAAAGGGAAACAGAAACAGUCAGAGGAAGGGGAUCCCCAAGACCCACCUGCGUCACCUCAACCCUGUCCUGAGCAGAGCAGGAGCCACAGCCCGGUGGGCCUGGAGGACUCCCCCGAGACAGGCGGGGAGCGGGAGGAGGAGCAGGCCUUCCUGGUCAGCCUCUACAAGUUCAUGAAGGAGCGACACACGCCCAUCGAGAGGGUGCCCCAUCUCGGCUUCAAGCAGAUUAACCUGUGGAAGAUCUACAAGGCAGUGGAGAAGCUGGGGGCCUACGAGCUGGUGACCGGCCGCCGCCUCUGGAAGAACGUGUAUGAUGAACUGGGGGGCAGCCCGGGCAGCACCAGCGCCGCCACAUGCACACGCCGCCACUACGAGAGGCUGGUGCUCCCCUACGUGAGGCAUCUGAAAGGGGAGGAGGACAAGCCGCUGCCCCCCUCCAAGCCCAGGAAGCAGUACAAGCUGGCCAAAGAGCCACGGGGGGAUGACAGGGCCCCCGAGAGGCCGAAGAAGGCCGCGGCAGCAGCCGCUGCAGUGGACCCGCAAGUGGACCAGAUGAUGCCGGGCAAGACCACCAAGGCCGAUGCCACCGACCUAGCACACUUCCCUAGCCAGCAGCCCCCCAGGGACAAUAUGCAAGAGCUGUGCCCAGCCUCGGGGCCCUCUCUGCCCAUGGUGGGUGCCAGCAGCUGCCCUGAGGCCUACCAGCGGUUCCUGUCCAGCUUCUACUGCAAGGGGACUCAUGGCAUCAUGUCACCACUGGCCAAAAAGAAGCUCCUGGCCCACGUGAGCAAGGCAGGGGCCUUGCAAUGCCAGGAGGAAGGCUGUCGGCACGGCGCAGGUGGACUGAGCGGGGUGCCCCGGGGGACCCCAGCAGCCACCCAUCUCUCAGAGAGUCCCCGGAGCCCCAGCAGGCCAGCCGAGAGCUCCGGGUCCGAGCUGAACACCCCUCAGGAGGGACCACAGACUGCAAGGGGCAGCCCCCCGGAUGAGGCUCGGGGCCUGGCGACCCCUGUCUUCACAGGCUGCUUCCAUGCCUACCCUGCCGAAGUACUGAAGCCCAUCAGCCAGCACCCCCGGGAUUUCUUCGCUAGCCUCCACAACAGGGUGCUUGAGGGGCCACCAGCCAAGGAGCCCCCGCUGACAUGGGGUGGGGAAGCUAGCCGGCCCUCAGCCUUCCACAGGAGUGGCUCCCAAAGGAGUGGCUUCUACCCAAAGCCCAAGGCCUGCUGGGUGUCCCCCAUGGCCAAGGUGCCCCCCGAGAGUUCCGUGCCUCCACCUGCUGCCCCCCACAGCAGCAGCCCCAGCCUCAGCAGCAAGCGCGCGCUGGAGGGAGAGGGCUUUGUCCAUGGCGGCAAAAAACUACGGGCCGUAUCUCCUUUCCAGAAGGAGCCAGACUCCAAAGAGGGCGGGGCCCAGGCCACGGGCCCUGGUGUGGCUGUCUCCUGCCUGCUGGGUCCUGCACCCCCAGAAGCCUACAGGGCUGCCACUGCACUGCGCUGCCCGCUCAACCUGGCCUGCGCCCCAGACCCCUUGAAGGGUCAGGUCGCCUUCCCCUUCAGCCCCUUGGUCAUCCCGGCCUUCCCGGCCCACUUCCUGACCACGACGGGUCCUGCGCCCCUGGCCACCGGCUUGAUGCACCUGCCGCCUGCAUCCUUCAACCACAGACUCAGCCCAGCCUCAGCCACCUGGUCUGUGCCACCUGGGCCAACCUACGCGGCACCUCACUUCUUCCACCUCAACACCAAGCUGUAGGUCAGAGCCCACCGUGCCACACCACAUGGCCGGAGAUGGGCAACCAAGGCCUGGUGCCCAGGGAGGCAGUGGGAAAGCCGACUGUCUCAGGGACUGGGGACCCAGUGGUUUUCAAACUUUGGGAGAGAAUGGUGGGCAGUGGGCAUCUUCCAGCCAGAGCCACCCAGAACAGGGGCUGGUGUAUAUGGGUGGAAGGGGCUGGGAGGGCCUGAGGAGCUGGGGGCAGCUCAGGCACUGGGGUCGCCUUCAGAGAGCCCAAUAAAGACACGAGUGUGUUUCCACCCUGCCUCAGUUGUAUGUCAUAUGAGGGCACGGGUGAGACUGCCAGUGCAGGAGUGUGAGAGAGAAAGGUCCUCUAGUGAACUGGGUGAUGCCAGCCCACCCAGGAGCCAAGGGGGCCUCCUGGGAUAC
Molecule: messenger RNA, 2251 nt
Organism: Ochotona curzoniae (black-lipped pika)
Lineage: Eukaryota; Metazoa; Chordata; Mammalia; Lagomorpha; Ochotonidae
Gene: ARID5A
Product: AT-rich interaction domain 5A
Exons: 7
Coding region: 74-1840 (588 amino acids)
Biological process (GO): regulation of transcription by RNA polymerase II
Cellular component (GO): nucleus
Molecular function (GO): transcription cis-regulatory region binding
Source: RefSeq, a predicted model, not a curated record